Molecule: messenger RNA, 5286 nt
Organism: Talpa occidentalis (Iberian mole)
Lineage: Eukaryota; Metazoa; Chordata; Mammalia; Eulipotyphla; Talpidae
Gene: HLF
Product: HLF transcription factor, PAR bZIP family member
Exons: 4
Coding region: 472-1359 (295 amino acids)
Biological process (GO): regulation of transcription by RNA polymerase II
Cellular component (GO): nucleus
Molecular function (GO): RNA polymerase II cis-regulatory region sequence-specific DNA binding; DNA-binding transcription factor activity, RNA polymerase II-specific
Source: RefSeq, a predicted model, not a curated record
UGCGGGGCCGCCGAGCGCGGGGGAGCAGCGGCUGCAGGCGCGCGGGGAGGGGGGUGGGGUGGGCCGCUGCUCGGCCGCGGGUGCUGGUGCAACGGGGCCGGGGCGGCUCGGUGCCUUCCUCCCUGCUGCAGCCGGGUGCAUAUUUUUUCUUUCUUUUUUGCAAUUUUGAACAUUUUGCAAGACGAGGGGCUCGAGGCAGGUGAGAGCAUCCUGCACGUCGCGAGGAGCCCGCGGGCGCUUGGCGCGCUCUCGGGGGACUGUCUGCACUGGGCACCCGAAAGUUUUUUUUUGGCUUUAUUUUUUUUUUUUAAUGCAGAUGUAUUUAUAAAGAAAUAAGUUUUUUUUUUUUUUCUUGUCUCCACCGCCUUGCAAGCGAGUACUUUUGGCAAAGGACGGAGGAGCGAGCUCAGCAACAUUUUGGGGGGCGGUUGGUUUUUAUUGUUUUAAGAAAAACAAAUUGAGUGCAUCGCGAUGGAGAAAAUGUCCCGACCGCUCCCCCUGAACCCCACCUUUAUCCCGCCACCCUACGGCGUGCUCAGGUCCUUGCUGGAGAAUCCGCUGAAGCUCCCCCUUCAUCAUGAAGACGCAUUUUGUAAAGACAAAGACAAGGAGAAGAAGCUGGAUGAUGAGAGCAAUAGCCCGACGGUCCCCCAGUCAGCAUUCUUGGGACCCACCUUAUGGGACAAAACCCUCCCCUAUGACGGAGACACUUUCCAGUUGGAAUACAUGGACCUGGAGGAGUUUUUGUCAGAAAACGGCAUCCCCCCCAGCCCAUCUCAGCAUGACCACAGCCCGCACCCUCCCGGGCUGCAGCCAACUUCCUCCGCUGCCCCCUCCGUCAUGGACCUCAGCAGUCGGGCCUCUGCACCCCUUCACCCUGGCAUCCCAUCCCCGAACUGUAUGCAGAGCCCCAUCAGACCAGGUCAGCUGCUGCCAGCAAACCGCAACACACCGAGCCCCAUCGACCCCGACACCAUCCAGGUCCCCGUGGGGUACGAGCCGGACCCGGCCGAUCUGGCCCUCUCCAGCAUCCCUGGCCAGGAAAUGUUCGACCCUCGCAAACGCAAGUUCUCUGAGGAAGAACUGAAGCCACAGCCCAUGAUUAAGAAAGCCCGCAAAGUCUUCAUCCCUGACGACCUGAAGGAUGACAAGUACUGGGCAAGGCGCAGAAAGAACAACAUGGCAGCCAAGCGCUCCCGAGACGCCCGGCGGCUGAAGGAGAAUCAGAUUGCCAUCCGGGCUUCGUUCCUGGAGAAGGAGAACUCGGCCCUCCGCCAGGAGGUGGCUGACUUGCGAAAGGAGCUGGGCAAAUGCAAGAACAUACUUGCCAAGUAUGAGGCCAGGCACGGGCCCCUGUAGGAUGGCAUUCUUGUGGGCUGGCUUUUGAAUAGAUGGACAGUUUGUUUCCUGUCUGAUAGCACCACACCCGAACCAACCUUUCUGACAUCAGCACUUUACCAGAGGCAUCAACACAACUGACACAUUUUGGUGUGUGUGCGUGAGUAUAUGUGCUUGUGCUCGUGUGUGUGUGGUCAACGGUGUGUGGGCGUUCCUUUGCACUUGCCAUUUUAAGAGAGCCCUCUCAUCAUCUUGAGUCCCCCCCAAAAGAAAGGUGCCAUGUUUUUACUGGACUCCGGAGCCCUCUCUGGGGUUUCCUGCAGACCCCCUUGUUCCCCACCUCCACCCUUUCAGAAUUGCUUCCUGUUCUUCUUACCUACUUUUCGGGGACCCUCCGCUUGGAUCCACUAAAAGGGCCCCGGUAGCAUAGUAGAGCUCAGUUUUCAAGACUGCAGACUCUUGUUUCUGUUUAAUCUGUAAGUUUCCAUGCUGAUUAGGUGCCGUGGAUAACUUAGCACUACACUGCAGCUCCGUUCGGUUACAGGUUGCUUUCCUCAUUUUUUCAGUUCUGGUGAUAAUCGUCUUCAAAUUUAAAGUGCUGUUUAGAUUCAUUAGAUCUCAUAUUUACUUACUGCUCUCUACUAAGUUUCCUUUUAAUUCUACCAACCCCAGAUAAGUAAGAGUACUCUUAUAGAACACAGAGUGUGUUUUUGCACUGUCUGUACCUAAAGCAAUAAUCCUAUUGUACGCUAGAGCAUGCUGCCUGAGUAUUACUAGUGGACGUAGGAUAUUUUCCCUACCUAAGAAUUUCACCGUCUUUCGAAAAACAAAAAAUUAAAGUAUGCAUUUGAGCAUGCCCAGCACAUCCCCAGGACAGGGAAGCAGAGGGAAAUGCCAGGUCUAAGAAGGAGGGGUUAAUUUAUCAGUAAGUAAGCCAAAAAAUGCAUCUUGGAACAACUUUUGACGUUGACAUGUUUGGUCCUAUAUCCCACCACCCACUUUUCUAGUAAAAGUUUUCCAUAGCCCUCUUGAUAUUCAGACAACUCAAUUGCUUAAGAUUCAGUUUUCCCCAAUUUUUGUAAUAUAUAUAUUUUUUGUGAAUUAUACUUGCUGUUUUUAAAAAUCAGUUAAUUAAGUUAAUAAGUUGAUGUUUUGUAAGACCCUCUUCCCUAGUGGUGUCAUUUUUGAAUGCUUCAUAAAUUAAUAAUUCUGGAGCUUAUGUUUCUUAUUCUCUGUUUGCUUUUAAACAUAUGUGCUCUUAUAAAGUGGACUUCUGAAAAAUGAAUGUAAAAGACACUGGUGUAUCUCAGAAGGGGAUGGUGUUGUCACAAACUGUGGUUAAUCCAAUCAAUUUAAAUGUUUACUAUAGACCAAAAGGAGAGAUUAUUAAAUUGUUUAAUGUUUAUACAGAGUAAUUAUAGGAAGUUCUUUUUUGUACAGUAUUUUUCAGAUAUAAAUACUGACAAUGUAUUUUGGAAGACAUAUAUUAUAUAUAGCAAACAGAAAAGGAAAACUAUUCCAUGUUUUAAAAUUAUAUAGCAAAGAUAUAUAUUCAUCAAUGUUGUACAGAGAAGAAGCUCUUGGGGAUUUUGAAGCCUUUCAUAUUUCAAGCCAAUCACUGACACAUUAGCAUGUUUUUCUGCUUUAAAUUAAAAUUUUAUGACAAUAUCGAGGCUUAUUGUGACAAAUUCCGCUCUAAAACAUAUAAGGAACUUUCUUGUUUCCUCUUAGGUCUCAGAAAGAAGUCAGUGAAUGUCACCCAAAAGCACAAAAUGAAUGUUAGUCAAAUAUUUAUUGGAUGAUACCGUGUUUAGGAAAAGCAUCUGCCACAAAAAUGUUCACUUCAAAAUUAUGAGUUCCUGGAAUGGAAUAUCACUGCAAACACCCCAAAUGGUUCUGUGCUCUGUGGCCACGGGCAUCUUCUGCAGUAGAAGGUUGAUAUCGGUGCUAUGUGUAUGGUUUAUAAUCGGGUAGAUGUUUUGACUUUAAAGGUGAUUGUUCUUUUGUUUUACUAAGUUGUGUAAUGUCAAGAGAUUCUGCUGUUAUCACAAAGAAACAUUUUGUGCUAGAUUAAAAUAUCCUUUAUCCAUAGGAUUUUCUAGUUUUCUGCCUCCCAAGUAUCUAAUUCUUUAAUGGCUUGGUGGUCUUCUUGUCAAUCCAUCAGCAAUGCUUCCCUCACGGUGGUAUCACCUUGGAAAACCUGACUAGGAAGCUAUUCCUACUAGGUAUGCAUUUGGCCUCAGCUAUGGAUUAUGGGGAGAGAUGGGAGAGUCCUGGAACUGAAACAGAUUGUUCUGGUAAAUAAGUAAUGAAACAAAGCCAUUGGCAGCCUACGCAGAACUUCACAAGUGAUAUUCAGAGACACAUGGACACAGGUUUGACCUUUUUACAGAGGUAAAGAGGGUAGCUGCAACAGAAUUGUUAAGAGGCAGUGGUGACCAAAACAUACGCAGAUGACAUCUUUCAAUGGAGAAAUGCUGAGAGGUUGCACCGUGGCUCAUCCACUUUCAUUGACGUGUAAAAUGGUAGCUGAGAGUCUGUAUGUGAGCACUGGUCGUUCUUAGAAUUCAGCUGUUUGUAUCAAAUGAGCGUCACCUAUUUUUUCUGCAGAAGAAAUAAAAGGCUCGUUUAAAAAAAAAAUUAUUCCUUUGUAUGCCAGGAGAGAUUUCCAAAGCCUACCUCGUCUUAAACAUGUUUAAACUUUGGAGCCUGUGCAGGUGCCUUCUGUGUGGGUCAUUGUCCCAGACACGCCUGAGCACUCUUGCCUGGACUCAUUCCACCAGUCCAGGGCAGCUAACUAGCAAAAAAGCAGUUCUGGUAAGUGCGUGGGCCCCAUGGCCUGAUUUGGAAUGAUUUGGAUCAACCAGGGUCAAAUGAGUUCUCCAGACUGCAGCUAUUCUAAGAGUCCUGUUGUCAUUUUUCACCUCUCCAUCAUAAGCAUCUUUCAGAGAUUAAUUACUUGACCAUUAAAAAUGAAUCCAAAUCAUACCAUGCCAAAAUAACUUAGACACUAUUUGGAAUGAGCGGCCUAGGGCUUCCUGACAAGGUCACAUCGCCGUUUCUACUGCCUGGACUUUGCUAAGAAAGACAAAAAUUGAGCAGCCAGUCCUGCUCUGCGCCUUGUAGGGCUGGUGAGGGAGAUGGGAGGGCUUCCUUCUCUGGAGAAAGUGGUCACCUUUUGAGCAUUGUGAAUUUUGACAUUCAAACCCCACAUUGGCCAAGACCGUGAUAGACUUUUCUUCUUCAAGUAUAACCGGUCUCCCUGAAACCAUCUCUCAAAGCAGAAAGACCCUACUUUGAGGAGCAUGUAGAUAGGGUUCCAGCAUUGGGUGGGGAGGAAGUUAUCCUAGAGAUGCCCUUGCAAUGCACCAAUUUUGGGAGAGACCUACAAUAAUCAUGAAUGUACGUUUAAAACCCCCAGAUUAUUUUUUUUAAUAGCAAAAAAGAAAAAAAAAAAGAUCUGGAGUCUGUUUCUGGAAGAAUCCGAGAGAAUUUUAAAUGGAGCCCUGGUCACCUGCUCCAAGGUAAAAUAAAAGAUGUUCUAUAAAAUACAAAGUUAUGUUUUGCUUUUUUCUACUAGUUUAUCUAAUUUUCCCCUCAAAACUUUGGGGAAACUCAAAACUUGACCAGAGUUCAUCAGAGCGGUCCCAAGGCAGGCGGCUUGACCUGCUCACCCAUGUAGAGUACAGAGGCCAGGAUUUAAUGUGGGCAGUGAGUGGUGGGUCACCGGAGACCAUGGGCGGAACCUCUGCUCCCAGCCAGCCAGCUUCCUGCCACGGGCACCAGGACCCACAUGCCCCAGGGCAAGGAUGCCACGUCUAUAAUUAAUAAUGCCAUUUUUAAAAUGAGCAAAGCCUUAUCCCAGAUGUUGAUUGAUUAGAUUUGGGAACUAAAGCAGUACAUUUUGCAGAGGGCCAACCGUAUGUAUGGGAUGUAAUGUGGGGGUGG